This is a messenger RNA of Morchella importuna, 546 nucleotides long. RefSeq lists its product as uncharacterized. Bases 1 to 546 code for a protein of 181 amino acids. The transcript has a single exon. NCBI's taxonomy places the organism in Eukaryota, Fungi, Ascomycota, Pezizomycetes, Pezizales, Morchellaceae. The record is from RefSeq and is a predicted model, not a curated record.
AUGGAGAAAUCCACAUACAAAACGAACGCGAGGGAGCUCCAGCAAGCCCUUCGGGUUACCGACGAUAAGAUAUUGGAUGUAAGAAAAAAUGUUAUCCGGCUAUACCAGUACAUCAACGAAGUUCUGGCACCCCCUGGCACAGACCCAGCUGUAUAUGCCGAAUGGGAUUCCCAUACUAUGAUCAAGGCGUUUAACAAAAUCAAUGAGUACUCGACCUUCGACCAGGACGAUUCGAUUCGCUUUCGUUUUGCUGUUGGGUUUGCCCAAGGAGGUCUUCAAGCCCAGGGCAAAAGAUUUCCCAAAUUGACUGCCGAAUUGCACGCCAGGCUGAAUGACUGGGGGACACUUAGAUCUGAAUUGGGAAGGAUGGGAGAUGAUACUCCGAAUAGUAUCAAGGCUCAGUCCACGGAAAUAUUCGAAUUUACAGAGGAAAUGAUAUUCAGCUGGAGAGAACUGAGGGAAGUCAUUCAUAUUCCAGGUUUUGAUAAAGGCCAUCAAGUUUCAUCUAGACUGCCUCGUUUAGCUCAGACACAGAGGGUGGUUUAA